This is a messenger RNA of Cladocopium goreaui, 7613 nucleotides long. The record is from the annotation of a GenBank genome assembly. Lineage: Eukaryota; Dinophyceae; Suessiales; Symbiodiniaceae.
GAGUGACGGUUUGUGCCUUGUUCGUAUCAGAUGACGACACCAUCCUGACCUUAAAGCAGCAGGUUGCCUUGCAUCUAGGGCACCUUCCCUUCGCUGUUGUUUUUCUGGUGGGCAAUGAAGUUGUUCCAUUUGCGCAGACAUGGGCCAGAGCUGGAUCCCCGCCACUUAUGCACGUGAUUCUUAAACCCAGGACCAACUGUCACAGACUUGCCUUAUCAAAAGCCAUCCAAGCGCAAAACCACAAUACAGUGAUCGACCUCCUCAGUAAUGGCCAAGAGCCAGAUUGCAUGGGCUUGAUCGACCGCACUCGCCGCUUAGAGCCAGUAUUGGUGACUGCAGCUUCAGCCGGCUUCUUCUAUUCUGCAUUUUUGCUCCUCAAUGCAUGGGCAGACCCUAAUAUUGCUGGCAAUGACCGCCGGACUUCCUUGCAUUUUGCCGUUCUCACACAUUCGCCAAUGACUGUGCAGGUUUUGCUGGCUGGAAGGGCUGAUGUGCAUGUGAGGGAUUUGCAUGGCGAAACCGCUUUACAUUUUGCUGCCAUCAGCGAGAACGUGGCUUUCGUGAAACAGCUGAUCAUGGCAGGGGCUGACCCUUUGACUCCCAAUGAGGAAGGAGAUGUCCCGCUACUUUGGGGCCGUGAAGUGGACACUAAGGGUGCCCUUUUGGAAGGCUGUUGGCAUGACAUGUCGUAUACCAUGCUCUUUCUCUUAAACUUGCGAACCUUGUCAGCCUAUACAACUUGCAGGCCAUUGGAAAAGCUUUGCCAGUGCAUGCGCAAGCUGCUCUGUGAAUAUGUCUUGCACGAUGAAGCUGACUUCCAAGGAGGGGCCGAGUCAAACGCACCAACGGAGCGCCUUUUGCACUUGUACUUGUUUCGCAAUCCGCUCCCUGCAGAUCGGCCCCGGGUGUGGCAUCAAUUGCAAUUGUUUCAGUUAUAUGUGGAGCCUCUCCAGCCCACAUUGCAGAAAUUCCCGAGAUUGUUUUGGAUUUUGCCGGUGCCAUUUGAUGUCUCGCAAAGCAAGGAACAGUGGAAGGUGAAGCUGUUUGCUGCCUCCACGUUUUUGAAUUUGCUGCAGAAGGGCGAAGUCGUGAAGCUGGAGGGUGCCCUCAUCACCUGGUUUUGGCCAGAAAUUUUGCAGGAACUUGCACGACCCGCAAAUUUUGAGGAUAGGCAAGGUGGCGCAGAAGAUGUGAGCCAAGGUGGCACAGAAGAUGUGACCCGCCGAAUCUUGGAGAACAGGGGCGUGGCCCGUUCCCGCAAAAUGCUGAAGUUGGUGCAAUGGUCGCAUGGACUUGGAAUGGAGUUGCCGUUGCGGGGAGACAGCGUGGAUGCUAUGGUUCCCUAUCGUCACGAACAUUUUGCUCCCUGCGUAGACAUCACAACUCUGGCAUGGCUUCACCCCCAUGACAGAGACUGUCACGUUCGGUUCGAGUCUGAAGGCCACGUGUAUUACAUCCGUGGCAAGCAGACCAAUGGAUCUGUGACUGGGUUGAUCCAUGCCUUGGCACGACCAUUCGAUGCCGACGAAGUAAUUUCCAAUAUGAUGGCAGGUGACAGAUGGCCUCGCGCAGGCUAUUUGCGACCAUUCUUAGGAGAGACUGUAUUGAAGCGCGUCCGCCAAGUUGAUGCAGACCUUGUGCUUGCUCUCCUGGACUCCCCCCGCAAUGAUACAUGGAUCUCCAACCGGCUCCAGAGCCUGCGGACGAACUUUCCAGAGAUUGUCCAGAGUCUGGUAUUUGGCCCGCAUGAAAUCAAGCGCAUGUGGGAAGCCAACCGAAUUGAUGCUGCUCUUCGAGGCACCCACAUGCAUUUUUGGUUUGAAGCGCAUGUGAAUGGAUAUGUGGUGCCAAAAACAAGUCCAGAAUUCUCGAUGCUUGAAACCUUCUUACAAGACAUGCAAGGGUGGCGCGCCUUCCGCACGGAAUGGGUUAUUUUUGGUGAGGAAGAGAACAUUGCUGGGUCAAUCGAUCUCACUGCACAAAACCCAAAUGGGCAGUUGGCACUGAUUGACUGGAAGCGGACCUCCAGCCUAGCAUCGAAAUUCUCUUCGCCGUGGACGAUGCUACCGCCUUUAGAUCAUGUUCCGGACUGUGCUGGGUGGCAUUACCGGCUCCAACUGAACAUUUACAGGUAUAUUGUGGAGAAAUACUACGGCUUUGAGGUGGCUAUGAUGCUAGUGGUUUGCACCCACCCCGACCAACAAUUGCGGCCUUUCAUCGACCAUGUGCCGCGUCUCGACAAGGAGAUUGAAGUCGUGAUGAGUUUGCGGCGGGACAAAGCACAUGCUGUUGAUGUGUCUGGAGGAUCAGAUUUUGAGGAACAACUUGAGAAAGAAAUGGAUUGGCUGAAUGAGCAGGCGAAAGCCGAGGAGGCGGCUAGUAGGAGAGAUGGGAGGGGUGGGCCAGAGGGACCGGAAGAAGCACAGCAACCUGAAGGACUUGCAAGUCAAGCUCUUGAGGAUGAUGGAGCAAACCCACUGCCAGAAGUAGAUGAUGCAAAUCUGAGACAAUGCAAGAAGCGCCGCUUGCUUCCUGGAGCGUCAAUCAAAAAGCCUGAGCAGAGCCAUUCCCUUUUGCAACAGAGCAGCUACAUGAUCAAGCAGGUGCGUGCUCGCAAGCCACAAUGGCCUGAGCAGCUUGUGCGCUUGGUGGCGUGCGCUUGCGUUUUGCCCCACAUGCGGCUCUGCGAUGCCUACCUCCGGGAACAUAUUUACUUGAUCUGGCUGAUGGAAGGUGGCCGCUACCUUCGUGUCCACAACGGACAAUGCUUUCUGUACCAUGAUUGCGGGGCUUUCCAAGUCUUUCGCGGAAGCCCGCCGGAACAAACAGUUGCCCGGAUCAAAGAGUUCAUACUUCAAGUCGAAGGGUUUUUUCGAAGCAUCCAAGGAGCAGUAGAUCGAACACAGGAGAGUAUAGUGCAAAUGGUAGAAGGCAUGGAGGCAGAUGCGAAUGGAGAUAUAAAGGUGCUACUUGACAAGUGGAUAUCUGCCGCGCUCUUCAUGAAGCAGCUUCCGCGCGGCCGCAGAGCGCCUCAAUUUGAUGAAGUUGAUGAUGCGGAACCAGAAGCGGCGGCAACUGGUGAUGCAGGAGGGUGGACCCAAUCCAUUGCUAUCGCCCUAAGCAAGUUGAGCGUAACCCUGCAAAAGGAAGUCAUGGAUGAUAAGAUAUAUGGUCUCAUGAUUGAAUGGUGUGAAGCGCCUUGCCAGAAGCAAGCUGGCUGUGCGUACAAAGAUAUAUGCGUUGUGUAUGAUUCAAAUGAAGAGAAUGUGGAAUUUGUGCAGCCAAGCCACGACAACAACCUCUACACAUUGAUCCCGCAUGCCUUAAAGCCUUCUUUGCCGGAUCCCGUCCUCCAAGCUGCGAGCUGCCGUUUGGAGAAGUUUUUCCGCGAGACCUUUUGGCGGAACUUCGAUGUCUUUUUGUGCUGUCAGGCAGCCCAAGCCAUCGCGAAAAGGGGUGAGAAUAUUGACCGAUGCUUCAUUGGUGAGAGCCCCGGUGGAGUAGGCCAAUCUUUAUACAGUUCUCACUUGAAUGCGGUUUAUGGACACAAUCACGCAUUCAUUGACCCUAAUAUUUGGUACGAUGAGCAAGAGCUCCGGAAGCAGAUUGAGCAAUUUGCAGGCUGCUUUAUCUUAACAGCGCAGGAGGCGCCUGAAACUUCACGCCGAAUGCGGGAAGACUUGUACAAAAAGACAAUGAGUGCAGAUGGCAUGGCUGGGAGGCGGCCGUACGGGUAUGUCACCCGCAUGAUUGAACUUACCGGAUGGAAGAGGAUGGAGGUCAAUCGUCUGAUGCAGUUCAAGGGUGUAUCUGAGCAUAACUUCCCAUCAAUCCUGCGGCGCAGUUUCCUUUGGCGUCCGCACGCUCGAUUUGUAUGUCCGCAAUACUUGGAAGAGCAUUACACAGAUGCGGCGCUGGAUGGGUACUUUCCAAAAGAUCCAACUUUGAAGGAGUUCCUUGUCUCAGGCCCUGUGGAUGAUCAACUAAGCCAGGAUCAAGCAGAAAGUGUAAAAACAGGUUCUGAAGCAGUGGCCCGCCGCAUUGUGGAGGAAUGUCUUUCAAAGGGGUUCUUCAUGUUCACAUUGCAACAGUUCAAGACCAUGUCUCUGCCUUCGAAUGCACCCAAUUUAGACAAAGAGAGCAUGUUGACACAGCUACAAGAGCAUUUAUUGGUAAAGCAAAUAGCAAGAAAGCGCGGCAAAGGAAAGCAGAUCAUUGUUCCAUGCGUCCUGGGGCAAGGCAGUUUGCAGGAUGUCUUUGAUCUGAAAAGCUCAAACGACACGGCACUAGUAUUCCCCGAAAUGUGGCACACAAGUUGCUUGCGGGACUUUGCUUCCAAACAUCUUGCCAGAGAACACAAUGUCGUCACUAUGAUAGCAUUCUUGGAUGCCAGCAUUGCUGCAUUGAAGAGGAAAGGCUCCGGAAAGUUAACGUCUGAGGUCAAGCUCAGACACGAUGCGUUGGUCGAAAGGAGGCGUAAGUUGGAAGCCAACGAGCAGUUGAUUGGGAAGCUCCUCGCUGCUGCUGGUGGUGAGGCUGGUGACCUGGAAGGGCAGGCACGCAGUGAUGUGAUCAAGGAGCUAGGUUUGCCAGCUGCGGAAGGGAAGAAAGUUUUGCUUGAAGUCAUAAACGGUGGCGGUCCGCCUAGCCGUCUGUCGGAACAUGAUGUAAUUGUUGGGCUUCGGAAAGCUGCCAUCUGGAUUAAAUGGCUUGCAAUUUCAAAUUUUCCCGAUCUCUACAGCCACUGUGAUGCAGACAGAAGCAAGCCAUCGCCAGACAACUCCAUGAUAGCAUACUUGUACCAAGCUGUUGAAGAUCUAGUUUUGUCUAGCUGGGUGCAAUUCCUCAUGACGCAAGAUCUCGUGCAUUUAUCCCUUCACUUCGACGGUUGCCGAAUUCAGGGUCGAGCGCUUGACACGGCUUCAAUGUGUCAAGAGUCUUCGGAGUGGAUUGCCAAAGAGACUGGGUUUCAGGUGGUUGUGAAGCAGAAGAAGCACCUGCUUCUCGCGGAGCUGUUGGGAAGGGAUGGACGUGUUUGCGAUACUCUGUCACUUUCUUCCAGCUUCGACUACUCUGCAAAUGGCAUUCUUACAUGCCUGGCCUACAUUGCAGACCUCUGGUCACCAUUGGACGCAUGGCUACAGGAACAUAAGGCAAACAUUGAAGGAGGUCAAACACAUCGUUCAUAUAAAGAAUGUUUCAAAGCUGCAGAUGUUGCCUUCUCAGUAGACAUUGGUUUCUGUGCUGAGAAGACGGGGAAGUACCUACUCCAUUGUGAGCACAAUGGAUCUCCGCUCGUCCUUGGAUGUGUAAUGGCCGAAGAAACUUGCAAAGUGUUAGUCCGGGACACAGUAUAUGCGCUAUCAGCAGAUGCUUUCAAGGCAUGUGCUGAGGAGUCAAUUGAUUAUGCCUCCCUAGUGACAUUUCGCAUGCUGAAAGCAGGCGAAAAACCCCGGCAAGAAUCUGAAGUUCUUCUGGAACUGCAGGCCGGCUUCGAUCUAUCUGGCGGUGCUGAGUUGGAGAUGUUGUGUGAGUGCGAAGGAUUGCUGGAGAAUUCUGAUGAUGAAGGCAUGGCCGGAUCACAUGUUGAUGAAUCAAUAGUGCAGGUGGGCGAAGAGUUGCUGGCGUUGCUCGCAGAAGAAAGAGGUGAAGUCCUAGAUAGCACUGAGACUGUGCAUGAAGGCAGUAUGCACCGUUGUCCGUUCUGUCCGUUCCGGCAAUUCCCUCGACCUUCUCGUGUGAUGGAGCAUGUGCAAAAGUAUCAUACAACGAAACGACAAUUCUGUUGCAGUGGCACCAAGCAAGUCAGAGUCAUUCAGGCUUUGUUUGACGAUGACCAGCUCCGCAAUAUACAGCCAAGUGCUCGCUACCUCCGCAGGAGCGCCGCCGUGUUGCGAACAUCAAUUGGGAAUGAGGAUGGAAGCAUCAAUCAUCUUGAUCGUCGAUUACGCUUGGUCUUGACGGAGAAGGGCCCCGUGUACAAAAGCUUGCAACACGUUGCUGAGAACGAAACAGUGUACCGUCGAGCCAAGAACUUGUAUUACACGCAUGGAUUUGCAGAUAUGCUUUUCCAAGAGAUGAUGGUUAGCAAUGCAAAAAUGAAGCAAGCAUCUCGACUGAAGCUUGUAGACAUGUAUCCCUUGGAUGCACUCUUUGUUGCGGCUAGCCGGUUGGCUUUGAGACUCGCAGCAAGUGGCAGCAAGCUCACGGGCCUCUUGCCUCAGCAUGUUCGACACUGGUGGCCGCUCGUGGAGGACAUCUUCUACUCCGACGCCGUGAACCAGCUGUUCGCCCAAUCUAUGGCAGAGGCGGUUCACCAUACGGAAUUUGAAUCCGUCAGUGUGGAUGCAACCCUGAAGUGUUGCCUCUCCAUUCUCGGCCAGAGUUCCUACAGAGCAGGGCCGCAGGAACGAGCCAGCGCUGCUUUCACGGGGAAAGAUUGCUUUCGCAAGGUUCUGACAGUCCGUGGGCGAACCGGCUGUGUACUGCUCAUGGCUCCAACGCCAAAUGAGGAGGCACCCGCCAUUGCCGAGCGCAUUGCUGAGUCGUUGCCUGAAGAUGGACUCCGGCAAACACGGAUUGUGUGCACGGAUGAUCCUUCUGCGCAUUUGUUGUCGACAUUGCGCAAUGUCAUGCCAAAGCUGGAGCUGCUAUGCUUGGACCCUGUCCACCUAUGCAUGACUUUUGAGUAUGGGACGUACAGAAGAAGAACAAAGGCGUCAACCAUGUUGAGAACAAUUAUGCAAAAGUUUAAUGCCGUGGACUUUAAGAACAUGUCAGCCUACAACUCCAGGCCUUUCAACGGCAUUCAGGAUGUUUCGUUCGAUCACAUCACCAAGACACGUCGAGAACAGAUUCUGAGUGGAGGAAUGGGAAAGGCCAAAGCAGAAUCUCUCCUUGACAGCCUGGAUGCUGCGAAGCCUUGGCAAUGCGAACGGGAUUGCAUUGAGGCCAUGGCAGCAUUUGUCCGAUGUUUUUCGGACGAUGUAGACAAAAUCAUUCCCGGUCCGAACCGGUCUGGACGGCAAGUGCUGUACACUGCCUGCGCGCCUGCGAGGAUGCAAUGGUAUUUCAACAACAUCCGGGCGCGCCAUAGUAUGCGGCCAGAUCGAGUUGUAUUACUUCCUGCUGGUACCACUUCCAACGAGGCACUGCAUGCUGAAGUACGAGCUUGGUUCCGAGAGACGCAGCAGAUGCAUAAGAGCACAUUGGAAAUCAAACUGCGGGUGCUUCACCUGUCCAAACUGAUGACCCACCAUGCGGGCAUGUACAGACCAACUUUGCGGCAAAUUCCGUCGGGCCUGGUGCUGGCUAGAUCUGUUGUCUCUUCUGCCUGGAAUCGACGAAAGCCCUGGAGCAAAUUUGCCGGACAGAGUGGCAAGGCUCAUUUGCCUCUCAAUGAGAGACGGCAGCAAGAAGCAUCAUUAGUCAAGGCGCAUGCUUCCAAAAAACCGGCUGCCAAUAUCAAAAGACCAGCGGCCAUGAGGCAUUGCGCAAAAAAGCCAGCCACGCACGUCCUCCCGCAGAAAGUGCGCAGGACUCCCUUUAACAGAGUAAGAGUGUCCACUUGCCGUAUCAUGGGCGAAAAAAGGCAAGGAGGUUUGAAAGCCUAG